This is a messenger RNA of Pieris macdunnoughi, 1857 nucleotides long. The record is from the annotation of a GenBank genome assembly. NCBI's taxonomy places the organism in Eukaryota, Metazoa, Arthropoda, Insecta, Lepidoptera, Pieridae.
AUGAAGAGGGUACGAUUUGCGUCCCCAUUAAAAGUGAGAGAUACAAACAUUAUGAACUAUGACACAGAAUGCCACUCUCCACGUCCUUUCAUAGAAAAACAAACAGAACCUUCAUCUCCAAGGUAUAAUGGCUUUGGUAGCCCCCGUUUGGUAUCAUACACAAAUGAUCCAAUCCAAAAAUUUGAAUUUUCAAAUAGUUUACCAUAUCCCACUGUUAAUAAAACGCCUACUUCUAAUUUUGCAACUUUUUCUGGCCAUGGACUUCCAUCAAGUGAUUUAGAUCUUAGCAUGUUGGAUUCAGCUGGUCAAGAACCUCGAAGUGUUCCUCAGAAAAUAUUCCUAGAUAAGACUAAUGAUGUUUACAAAAUUAAUUAUGUGCCAGAAAAUAUCUUAAAACCAGUGGAUUCUAACCCUAAGUUACCAAAUACACUUAAUAAAAAUGACAACUUUUUUCUUAAAAGGGAAAAUAUUGCAAAUCUUAAUGCACAGCAACCAUUACCUGACCAAAAGAAUAUAAUAACACUUGAAAAAGAAAACAAUCCUUUUGAAAUAAAAAAGGAAAUAAUUAAGUUUGGUACUUUAAAUCAAAAUAAAAACAUAAAUGAACACACUCAUCUAAAUCCAUAUGAGAGAUCUUGUAAUUGUCAUCAUUGUCAUAAUAAUCAAUAUUACAUGGAACAGCAUUGCUUCCGGUCUCCGAGACCUUGUCUUAAAGCAAACUAUGCACACCACUUUUCUCCUUCAACUAGUUGUGUUUGCCAUUCAGAAAGUGCUCAAUCACCAUUAAAUGCUGUUAAUAAAAAAAGUUGGGAAAUAGAGAAAUAUGAAAAAAGCAAAAAAUCUGAUGACUUAAGUGCUAAUGUACAAAGCUCUAAUAAGGAAAAAAGGGAACCUACCGUCUCAGAUUUGUUUCAGAUAAUUAAGCUGCAAAAUGAACAGCUACAGCUACUGCAAGAAAAAGUAGAUCGGUUUAUAGCAUCUUCUAACAAAAAUGAUAAUGUUAACUCUAAACAAAAGUGUCUUAUUGACCAAACCUGUGCAGGAUCAAAUGAAGAACAUCAUAAAAUAUCUAUUGGAGUAAUGACAAGCUUUGAAAUGGUAAGAACAUCUACAGUUAUAAACAAAGAGAUUAUUAAGCAAAAUGAAGCACAAAUUCAGUGUAACAGAUCUCAAAUAAGCAUAAAAGAAGUGGUGUCUAAAGGUCAGCCUGUAAAUAUAAAUUUUUUGGAUGGUAUACAGAAAAAAAAUGAUACAGAUACAUCUAUGCAUGAUUCUCUUUUUGUAAAUGGUAAUAUUACAAAAAAUACUGGGUUUGAAGAUAAAACUUUUAAUGAGUUGAGUUUGUAUAAUUUGCAAGUUAACAAUGACACAACACCACAAAUGUCUCCAGAACCUAGUCUAUAUUUGGAUGUUAAGGAUUACAGUGAUACUGACACAGACAGUGAUGAUCCGGCUAAUAUUGGAUGGACCUAUUACAAUAAAGUCAUGACACGAGUAAAUGGCUUACUUCAAGAUUCAGAUAUGCCAUCAUCAGCAAGUGCCUUAUACAGAAAUACAAGACGUUUAAUGCAAAUUGACAAGACUAAUGUUAGUGUAACCAAAAGAGUGACAUUUGGAGAAAAUCCAAUACAACCUAGGGCUCCUUCAACUGACACAAGUUUAAAAAUGAACCAACUUGCAGCUAAGUACUUAAACAAUGGACAAGUUACAACUAAACCUGCAAAUGAUUUGUCUUUUGCUACCAAAAGUUAUAUGGAGAAACAUAGAGUUAUUCAAGGUAAUCAAGGAAGACUUCAACAAGAACUACCCAAGUUUUUAGAUGUGACUGUUUUGAAACAGCAACAAAAGUUACUUUAA